UGGACAUUCAGAUAGUUAUAUGACUGUGACAGGGGGCUUUGUCUGUUCUAGUUAUUCUCACUUCCUCAUUUCCUCACCUCAUCGGCUCUCCUUGACUUUAGUCUUACUGCCACGGAUACCCCACACAAGUGGCCGAUCGACUCCCGCCUUACUACCUAAGCAUCCCAGCAGGCUUCUACUCUGAUCGGCUCCCACUGUCCUUCAGUUUCUCUUGGAUGGGAGCGCCUUGCUCCUUUCGAUUGUUAAACGAUGCAGUCGCCCAUGAUUUGCUGCCCGCUCAAGCAGACCAACGAGAUCGAUUGGGUGCAACCCCUCAAGGAUUACAUUAGGCAGAGCUAUGGUGAAGAUCCCGAACGAUACAGUCAAGAAUGCGCUACUCUAAACCGAUUGCGGCAGGACAUGAGGGGAGCUGGCAAGGACAGUGCGACCGGGCGCGAUUUGCUCUACCGAUAUUACGGACAGCUGGAGCUGUUGGAUCUGAGAUUCCCAGUUGACGAGAACCAUAUCAAAAUCUCAUUUACUUGGUAUGACGCCUUCACUCACAAGCCCACUUCCCAAUUCUCCCUCGCAUAUGAGAAGGCAUCCAUCAUCUUUAACAUCUCCGCCGUCUUAUCCUGCCAUGCCGCGAACCAGAACCGUGCCGAAGACGUCGGGCUCAAAACUGCAUACCACUCCUUCCAAGCAUCCGCGGGCAUGUUCACUUACAUCAACGAAAAUUUCCUGCAUGCGCCGUCCACGGAUCUCAGUCGGGACACCAUCAAGACCUUGAUCAACAUCACACUGGCACAGGGGCAGGAGGUUUUCCUAGAGAAACAGAUGGCUGAUAACAAAAAACCUGGAUUGUUGGCUAAACUGGCGAGCCAAGCGGCGUAUCUGUACACUCAGGCGGGAGACGCGAUGCAAGACUUUGUCUCCAAGGGUGUCUUUGAGAAGGCGUGGUCGAUCCUCGUUCAAGCCAAGGCAGCACACAUGGGAUCUCUAGCAUCCUACUAUCAAGCGAUUGCAGAAGAGGAGAGUGGGUCGUAUGGGAUGGCUGUCUCCAGGCUUACGCUUGCUGAGAAGCAGUCUACAACCGCGCUUGGAUGGGCCAAAGCUUUUCCCUCUUCGCCUCCAGCGUGUUCCAAUCUCAGUUCUGAAGCAGGGACGAGUCUAACAGACAUUGUGAAACACCAUCUCGUGAAUGUACAGGCCCGUCUGUCCAGCUUGACCAAGGACAACGAUUUCAUCUAUCAUCAAGCCGUACCGAAUGAAGUUGGGUUGCCUGUCGUUGCGAAGCUCCCUGCAGCAAAGGCCAUCCCUGUCAGUGAACUCUAUCAGGGACAGGACAUCCAGCGGAUUAUCGGGCCCGAUAUCUUCCAGAAACUUGUUCCUAUGUCUGUCACCGAGGCGGCAAGUCUGUACGAUGAGGAAAAGGCUAAACUAGUCCGCGCAGAGACAGAGAAGGUCGAGGUGGCCAAUAGCGAAAUGGCAGCUAGUCUUGAUUAUCUGAAACUCCCUGGCAGCCUUAAUAUCCUGAAGGGUGGGAUUGAUCAAGAGGUGACCGUUGACGAGGAGUUUCGAGGCUGGUGCCAGGACAUGGCAGGACAUGAACCAUUCUUCAAGGCGCUUGAUGAACUACAAGAACGUAAAGCUGGUGUAUUAUCUCAACUAGACCAAUGCACUAAGCAGUUGGACCUGGAAGAGAGCGUGUGCGAAAAGAUGCGCUCUAAGUAUGGGGCCGAUUGGAGUCAGCAGCCCAGCGCAAGGUUAAACACGACCCUUCGCAGUGAUAUCCGAAACUAUCGGGAUACAAUCAAUGAGGCGAGCGCAAGUGACUCCCAACUUCUCAGUACCAUCCGACAGUACCAGUCCGAUUUCGAUGAGAUGCGUAUUGCCGGUGAGAGCGACGAGGCGGAUGUCCUCUUCCAGCAGGCAAUGAUCAAAGCUGGUUCAAAGCAAGGCAAGAAGAGUUUCCCUCUUGGACCGGAGGGCACGCUGCUUGACGAUGUGUACGAUGAGGGCAAGUUGUCGGUGACACAGCAGAUCGCUAAAGUGGAGGAGAUACUGAAAAAAUUGAACCUGAUCAAGCGGGAAAGGACACAGGUAUUGAAGGAUUUGAAGGAAAAGGUUCGCGAAGAUGAUAUCUCCAAUGUUUUGAUUUUAAAUAAAAAGUCGAUCGCCGGACAGGAAAGUCAGCUCUUUGAAGCCGAACUGGAGAAGUUCAGGCCGCACCAGAACCGCCUACUGCAGGCGAGUCAUAAACAAGCCUCUUUAAUGAAAGAACUUACGAAGACGUAUGGCGACUUGCUGCAGGACAAGCGAGUACGCGCUGAACAGUCGAAGUACGAAACCGUUGCCCGACAACACAGUACGGUCAUGGCCCGAUACAAGAAGGUUCAUGUUGCAUUCAACGACCUCAUUUCUGGGAUUGAUCAGGCGCAGACGUUUUACACGGAGAUGGCCGAAACCGUGGAGAGUCUGAACAAGAAUGUCGAGUCGUUCAUCAACAACCGACGGGCAGAAGGGGCAAAACUCCUGGGUGACAUUGAGCGCGAAAGAGCAAACGGAGCAGCGGAACAGGAAGAUCGGGAACGUGAGAAACUGAGACUAAUGAUGGAGCGUCUGUCGACCGAACAAAAGCCCCCAUCCACUGGACCGUCAACGGCCAAAUCUCCACCACCUGGCCCAGCCAAGACGUCCCCGUAUCCGGGGGCGACGAGAUCACCGCCGUUGUCGUCGCCGCAUUAUAACCCCGCUGCGCCAGCGCAACACUCAGCCCCCGUCUCCAACUCUCCAGCUCCGUAUGGACAGUACAUGGGCCCGGCCGGUGGUGUCUCCUACAUACCAGGCCAGCCGUUCCAGCAGGGCGCGGCGACUCCAUUAUCGGAAGCGUACAACCCAAUGACCUACCCGUACAGCGCCCCUAUUUCUCCUCCUCCAAAUCAGCAAUUCUUCUCGCAACCUCCGAACCCUUACGGUGGGUACUCGAGCCCGCCCAAUAUCGCACCAGGACCGACAGCCUCCUUCAUUCCUCCAGGUUACGUCCCUCCUCCACCUCCUCCCCGACCCCAACAACCCGGAUAUCCGGCGGCUACGGGACCCUAUCCUUCAGGACCGGGUAGCUACGCACCAGGUAGGCCGUACGGGACGAGUCAGCAGUACCAGGGUCAACCGCAAGCACAGCAGUUACAGUGGCAGUCCCCACCGCAACCGCAAGGGCAAUCGCAAGCACAGACCAACGAUCCGUGGGCUGGAUUAAGUGCAUGGAAAUGAAUUCGGCAUCGGUGGAGAGGAACGAAGCUAGGUUUGACUUUGUGAUGACAAUGGCAAAAAAGGUUAAGUUGAAAUCGAAGGUUGAGACCAGACAACCGACUCUUAUUGGCCUUUUUAUAUAUAGUAUAGUUGUAUAUACCCGUUGAACGUGAACUUGACAGUAUCGAGCAGGACGAGGACCUGUUUUGAGACUUUCAGGGUUCAUGCAUGAAAUGAGAUGAUUUGUCC
Monascus purpureus is the source of this 3480-nucleotide messenger RNA. The record is from the annotation of a GenBank genome assembly. NCBI's taxonomy places the organism in Eukaryota, Fungi, Ascomycota, Eurotiomycetes, Eurotiales, Aspergillaceae.